Messenger RNA from Darwinula stevensoni, 2486 nucleotides. The record is from the annotation of a GenBank genome assembly. Lineage: Eukaryota; Metazoa; Arthropoda; Ostracoda; Podocopida; Darwinulidae.
AUGGAUCUGAACUUCAUUGAUCUUGCAUGGGCAUACAAAUCCCUUGAAUCAGGAAAAUAUGUGGAAGUACCAACUUUAGAGGCAGCACUUCAGACAUUCCAAGAUCUUUUUACAGGGGACUCCCAACUGAGAGGAGGAGAUCGAACUUUGGACGAGAAGAAGGUUCGCAAGAAUGCGGAAGACUUGAUGGCUGAGGAGGAAAGGGAGCGAAGGAAGAAGGAGAAGAGGAAAGAAAAGAAAAAGAGACAGAAAGAGAAAAAGAAAAGUGAACAUCCUGAGCAACAAUCAGAACAGAAUACACCCCAAAAACAGCUACAACAAAAUAGUUCCACUAAAUCCAAGAAAAAGAGGGCAAGGGAAGAAAGUGUUCGGUCAGCUUAUGAAAAUUAUCCAGACAGUGGUGCCAAUAAGGAGACCAGUGAAAAAAGUGAUGAAGAAUCUGAUAUUGAAACCAGAGAGGCUGAGAUGGCUGCAACCACCGAAGAGGAGUUACAGGAAGAGUCAGAUGACUUAGAUUUGAGAGCUGCUUUUGUAUCACAAGCUGUAGCUAAGCUCGCCAUUGGUGCUCCCACUAAGACAGACAAUAAGCCUCAGGGUGCUCGUAAAAAGACUCCAAUUGCACCGCAUGGGAGUAAAACAAAAAAUAAGAGUCUUGUGGAAGGAGAAGUGGAUUGGUUAGCCAAGGCAAAAGAACUUGCUCUUAAGGGUAACGAGCGAGCCAACGAACGAGAUUUAUCUGGGGCCAUCUCUUGGUAUACGAAAGCCAUCGAGAGGUAUUUGGAGGCAGAGCGAACAUUUGAGAAGGUAUUAAGCCUUGACCCGACCAACGAAGAAGCGAUGCUGGAUCAGCACGAAUCACGUCUCCGCCAGCUCCAUGCGAUGGGAUUUCCAUAUGAAUCCUGUAAUCUUGCCUUGAGCAAGCAUAAAACCAAGGAAAUGGCACUGGAAUAUCUGAUGUCAGGCUCUAAUGAUGCUUUGUUUCCUGUGGAAACUGAAAGUCAACGUGCUAUGUUCAACCAAUCAGCAGAUGAUUUAUAUGAUCCCAAAAUGGACCCCAGGAACCCUGAGAAUUCAACAUCCCUUUGGGUUGGGAAUAUAUCAGAUGAAGUCAGCCAAGAAACCCUUCAUGAACUUUUUAGCAGAUUCGGAACUGUCCAGAGUGUGAACUUGCUGUCUGCCAAGUAUUGUGCAUUUGUCAACUACUAUGCUUCAAGUCAUGCAGCUGGAGCCAUGAGUGCACUCCAAGGCAUGAAUCUGAAAGGGAGAAAUAUCCUCAUCAAAUUCCCUGACCGGAAAGGAUUCAUUAUGCCCAGUGCUUCUGGCUCACUCCUGAGCAGUACAAAAGCACAAGGUGCAAAGCCCAGAGGUCCAGUAUUCACAGAACAUGGUGAGGAAUGCUACUUUUGGCGUACUACUGGUUGCACGUUUGAGAGCAGCUGUCGCUACCUUCACGUGCCGCAGAACAAGGGCAUCGAUUGAAACGAGAACCGCCGGGAAGAUGCCAUCGGGAAGAUGAGCCAUUCGAACCUGUACGCCGUGGACCGCCUCGGUCGCCUCCUCUAUCUCCCGACCGAGGGUCACGAUUGGAACCAGAUCCCCGAUCUGGGCAUCGGAUUCAAGCGGGUUUCGGCCCACGCCGGCCACCUCUGGGCCCUGGGGGCGGACCAUCAGGUCUACGUCUACGUCCUGCCUCGGGCCACUCGGAUACGGGUCAAGGAAGAAGUCUACGAGAACCAGAGAUGGAAUCCAGCGACGGGUUUCGGUGGGAAUCUCCUGCCCACGGACCGCUCCCCCUUUUCCAACGAGGACGGGACGGUGGCGAGAGCGAAGGACGGGAUCGAGUUACCUAGUUUGGCAUGGGAUUGGGAGAAGGACUGGGAGAUCGAAGCACAUCUCGACGGACAUCCUCUGGAAGUUGCAGGAUGGACUUACGCCCUCGAUUUCCCUCGCACGUACCGCCCGGAGAAGUCGUGGAACUCGUGCGUCCGCCGCAGGAAGUGGGUGAGGUAUCGCAGGUACACGGCCGUCGAGUCCUGGGCGCCCGUUCCGCCCUUCCACGCCGACGCGUCCAAGGAUCCCUUCGGCGACGUAUCCAUCGGCGGAAACGAGAUUCCCGACGGUGACGGAGAUGGGCUUUCGGUGUGGGCCGUUACGGUGUUGGGAAAGGUCCUGUUUCGAAGGGGCGUGAGCCACUGCAACCCGGAAGGGGACGGGUGGGAGGAGGUCCCCACGCCGAGAGGACUCGAGCCCCAGGGAAUCGCCGUGGGACCGACGGGGCUCGUCUGGGCGUCGACGUGGGACGGGUGUGCCCUCGUGCGUGGCGGCGUGAACCGACUCGAUCGCAGAGGAACGGACUGGGCGAGGGUGGAAGCCCCGAGUCGCGAGAGCCGUCUCAAGCAGAUCGCCGUCGGGACCAACGUCGUCUGGGCCGUCGACCUCGAGGGGAACGUCUGGCUCCGUGGGGGCAUUCGAGGUCGGCGAGGUCG